This is a messenger RNA of Chlamydomonas reinhardtii, 4259 nucleotides long. RefSeq lists its product as uncharacterized. The record is from RefSeq and is a predicted model, not a curated record. Bases 372 to 3218 code for a protein of 948 amino acids. The transcript is spliced from 21 exons. Lineage: Eukaryota; Viridiplantae; Chlorophyta; Chlorophyceae; Chlamydomonadales; Chlamydomonadaceae.
GAAUGCGGGCCAUAGGAACACCGGCACGUUGGCCUCGGCCCCUUUCAUGUUCCCGUGCCGCGAACUUGAAUCCUGGGAAGUUGGUUCAUAUCAGCCUACGACCUGCAGUGCCAUUGCCGAUGUGCAUGCUUGGUGUCGCUUAUAUUUAUAGAGUGAGCAGUGAUAGCUUCACGCUUGUAUCUUGCUGUCAGGUGCUGCCACGCUUACUUGCCCGCUGCAAUUCGGUCGGUUCUAUUAGACCAGUCCAGCAGGAGCUGGAAUCGUGACUAAGUCUCUCGAGUGAAUCAGCGCACAUGAAAAUGAACAGGGCGCCGGUGCGGCAGCAGGCGGGCAGUCUCCGACUACUCGCCGCCUGUGUGCUGUUCGUGUGGAUGCUUCCACAUGUCGCGAACGGGCAACAGGGCAACACUGGCACGCUCACUAUUUCAGGAGAAGGCCCAUCAGAGGCUGGCAUAUACAUGCUGAGGUUGCUCAAAAUCUUUGAGACACGCCUGGGCGUUCCGGCGCGGAUUUUCUACCGCGUCACCACGUCUGUGUCUGCGACCGCCAGCAUCACCACGGACGCAGCGGUGCAGAAUGCCACAACCACCAGUCAACUGCAGUUCGCCAUCACGGAACAGCCACUGAGCUCGGCGCAACGCGCCAGCUUCAGCGGCAAUGCGGCGGUGGUCGGCAGCUCCGUCCACUUCCCGGUGUACGUCAACUCGUAUGGCCUGUUCUACAGCGUGCCCGGCAACCGAGUGACGCCGCUCAACAUCACCGCCUGUCUGGCGGCGCGCAUCCUGACGGGGGACAUCCAGGACUGGACACACCCAGACUUCCUGGAGAAGAACCCGGGCUUCGUCAAGACCGGCACAGACUCGUACAAGAUCACUGUGCUGAUGGACACCACGACUUCUGGCUCCACACUAGCGCUGCUGGGGUGGCUGGCCAAAGCCUGCCCCUCGGUUCUCGUUACCUUGGGCACGAUCCGCACAGACGCGGUGGCUGUCGGGUCCAACAUGAUCACAGCCUUGCAGUCCACCGCUUUCGCAUUUGGCUACGCGAUGGGCAGCGUGGGCCGCGCCGCGUCCGUGAGCGAGUUCGCUGUUGAGACCGCUACGGCAGGACAGUACCUGCAGACUGGAUCAACCAACACCACUAACAUGCAGGCCGCGCUCGCGGCCGCCUUGCCCACCAGCCUGUCCGGUGACUACUCCACCGCCAGCGCCGUCUCGCUGUCCGCCGACCGCGUGGCGCCCAUCCUCACGGUGGGCUACCUGGUCACCAAGAGCGACUGGUCCACAGAGGGCCCGGAGGAGGGGCAGCGCGGCGAGCUGGUGCGGGCGCUGUGCGCCUUCUUCCAGUCAGCCACGGUGGCGGGCGGCAGCACCGGCACCAGCAGUGCGCUGGGCUUGUUCGCAGAUGCCGGGCUGCUGGCGAUGGGCCCGACCCUCACAGCCGCACUCAAUGUGUCCGUGACGUCGGUGUUUGUGCGCCACCCAGCUGCAGUGGCGUUCACGCUGCAAGACGGCAUUGCGCCCAACGUGCUGAGCCCCACGCGGUCCUCAUUCGAGGUGGUCGCAUACCUGGACGUGAUGACCCAGCUUGCGGCACUAAAGAAGCAGCUGGAUGUGGGCGCCUCUCGCACCAUGCGCGGCGUGGGCUCCUCCGCCGUGUCGCUUUUCAUGUGGCGUGUGUUCGGGGAGCUCAAGGGGCGCAGCACCACGCCCCUGCACAUGGUGUACCGCGCCGCGGGCUCGGGCGCGGGCCAGGGCGAGGUGGUGGCUCGGGAUGCCAAGUACCAGGCGCUUGUGGACUUCGGCGCGAGCGACACGCCCAUGCCGGACGCGUCUUUCACCGAGCUCACCAACACCGCUAAGGUCCCCAUCGUGCACAUCCCCAUCCUCCUGGCGCCCAUGAACUUCUUUGUCAACAUCCCCGAGAGCGCGCUGCCCUCGCGCAAGAUCAAAAUGAGCCCGUGCACCAUCGCCAAGAUCAUGCAGGCUGAUAUCACUAGCUGGUCACACGCCGACAUCGCAGCCGACAACGGCGGUGUGGCCCUGCCCGACCAGCCCAUCACCGUGUUCUACCGCCAGCUGAGCAGCGGGACCACCGCUGUCAUCACGGAGUACCUCAACCGCGCUUGCGCGGGCACAUGGCGGUUGGGUUCGGGCGGCCUGCUGUCCAACUGGCCCCCCACCUUCAAGCCCACAGCCAGCUCCGCCAACAUGAGCAACAGUGUGUUCACCACGCCCUGGUCAAUCGGGUACAUGGAUGCCGCGAACGGUCUGGAUCUGAACCUCAUCGAGGUGGCUGUGCGCAACAAGGACGGCAACUACGUCACCUCGCAGACCGGCGACGUGCCCGCUGCUGCCUCAGCUCUCUUCAAGUCAGACGCCUGGCCCAAGUCGCCCCUGCUGUCCUUCGCCUCGGUGUCUUGCCUCGACCAGCCCGGCGCCAACACCUUCCCCAUCGUGGCCAUGCCCUUCAUGUUUGUGCGCACCGACCUGACCAGCCGCGGCGACAGCGGCGCGCUGCUGGUGGCAUACCUGACCUUCAUGCUCGACACCUUCGCCCAGAACAAUGUGGCACCCGCCCUUGGCUUUGCGCCGCUGCCCACCGAGGUCCGGCAAUACACGGUGGAGCGCGCGCUGCCGCUGCUGCAGGUGGACACGCGGUCCAAGCCGUGGGUGUUUGAGAGCGGCUCGACCCUGUCUGCCGGCAAGGGCGGUGGAGACAACGUGUUCAGUUCCUUCGCAAACUCCUACGAGAACGUGAACAGCCAAGCUUUUGCAGACUUUUAUCACGCCUACAACAUUCAACAAAACUUGGCGGGACUCAAGCAGUCUAACGCAAGCAGCAGCAACACGUCGACGGUCGCGACCGGAACCGUGCUGCGGAUUGCUGACGGCGGCGCUAUCCAGUCCCAGAUGGAAGACCUCCAAAAGCAAAUCCAGAUCCUGGAAGCCAUUGCCAUCACGGGUGUGGUGUUUGGUGUGGUGGGGCUGUCCGUAUCCCUGUUCACCACCUGCCGCCUGUUCGUGCACGCCUCCAUCUGGGGCACCAUGUACGGCGGCGGCGGCAACAAGUCCAACGGCUCAUUGGUGCACCCCGCGUCGUUGUCGCUAGGCGGCAGCAGCAACAACAGCGGCGGCGGCCACAUGAGCGGUGUCAGAAGAGCUAAGUCAGUGAGCAAUUUGAGUGAUGGGAGCAUUGACCAUAACAGCAACCCAUAGGGCAAUGCUUCGCAGCCGGGCGGGAGCUGCAUGCCGUGGCAUGCAGGCUGCAGCGGAGAGGUUUCGAUGAUUUUGACUGGAAUGUCGCUGAAAUAAGCGCGACUCUGGGCACGCGCUGCAAUGAUGCUGGAAACGCCGCCAUGGCUGUGAGACAGGCGGCGGGCGCACCCACCGCAAAGCCUGUUCGGUACGAUAAUUCGUAUAUGUGCCUGCCGUGGAUGCCAUGUGUGUGCACAUGUGUCUAGUGCAUGUAUGUGAUGCCAGUGCGGCAAGGUGCUUAACAAUUCAUGUGGGCAGAACCAUGCACUCAAGACGAGUGAACUCAACAUACAGCAAUCCAACCUCUUCUAGAGGACGCUGCAUCUUUUGUACAUGUGCUUUACGACGCUCCCGGGAUGCCUGGGGACGCUCCCGGGAUGCCUGGGGCCUAAGCAUGCGAUCACAUGGACUGGGGGCAGCCUGAGCUUCGGACAUUGAGUUUUUGGUUGAUUACGUGGAAGGCACGUGCCUUGAACUGCUCGAGUUUGGUUGUUUCAAUGCUUUGGUAGCACUUGGAGCGGGGGAUGUGGGAUGUUGCGUUGCAGGCAAUCUCUAUUUGCCUUCUAGGCUUACUCUAGUCUUCUACUUGAACGGUUCGUACGUAUAUUUGCGUGCAACAUGCUAGGCCGGCGACGGGGGGGGCACCGAAAGUAGACUUGUGCCGUCCCACGACAUGUGGGCUUUGAAGUAGUCUUAAAAGUACACUGCGCGUGUCCUCACAGUCCAGUAACUCAGCUGCAGUUCGAUUGCUAUUUACUGUCUGCUUGAAGGCUGUGACGUCAGGAGCUGUCGAUCCUGUCAUGCCUGUGGGUUUGUGCCGGAGUAGUCCUCCGGUUAUUCCCGGUGCUGGGCGUAGGCCAAGCGGAACGCCGUGAUGGUGAGUGCCCUGGAUGCCCCACCGUCAGGGCAACGGGGCAAGACCCACCCCUGAAGCCAUACGCCGCUGUGUCCUUGACACGCCGCUAGUCCGCUGGCGAGCGCCCUGUGUAACGGGUCGGAACU